AUUCGACAACCAUCGAUUGGUUAUACAAGAGACACUUACGUCUCUGAGUAUCGCCGCAGGGUCGAGUGUGCACUGAACAUAGAAGCCCAACAUUCAUCAAUGUGCCCAUACGUGAUGUACUUUGAGCAUGGCACGGAGCCAAGCACCAGGAACUAG
Sphenostylis stenocarpa is the source of this 156-nucleotide messenger RNA. Lineage: Eukaryota; Viridiplantae; Streptophyta; Magnoliopsida; Fabales; Fabaceae. The record is from the annotation of a GenBank genome assembly.